GCGAGUGCAUCAUUUCUUCGUGCUUAUCUUACUACAAUCUCUGUGUCCCCAAAAUCUAGGGUUUCUACCGUUUUCCAUGGCUUCUGCAGAUGUAGAGUACCGCUGCUUCGUUGGUGGGCUUGCGUGGGCCACCGACAGUGAUGCUCUCGAGAAAGCCUUCUCUCAAUUCGGCGAGAUCGUUGAAUCGAAGGUUAUCAACGACCGUGAGACUGGAAGAUCCAGAGGCUUUGGAUUCGUGACUUUUGCCACGGAGCAGGCAAUGAAAGACGCGAUCGAAGGAAUGAACGGCCAGAACCUUGACGGCCGUAACAUCACUGUCAACGAAGCUCAGUCUCGCAGCAGCGGUGGUGGCGGAAGCCGUGGUGGAGGCGGUUACGGAGGCGGCGGUGGCUACGGAAGUGGCGGUGGUGGUUACAGCCGCGGAGGCGGUGGUGGAGGCUACGGUGGUCGUCGUGAAGGUGGUUACAACCGUAAUGGUGGAGGCGGAGGAUACGGCGGUGGAGGUGGUUAUGGCGGUGGUAGAGACCGUGAUUACGGGGAUGGUUCCGAUGGUGGAAACUGGAGGAACUAGGGAUUGAUAUGAUUAUGUUCAGUUAUUUAAGGUUUUGCCGUUUAAGUUUGGGUAUCUGUUUUGGUUUUCUGUUCUUAUGGAGUAUGGUUCUCUUUUUUGACCUACAAAUGUGGUAAUCGAUCAGUCGAAAUGAUAUAGUAUCGAAUUUCUACCUCUUUAGUUUUGAUAAA
This is a messenger RNA of Cajanus cajan (pigeon pea), 741 nucleotides long. RefSeq names its product glycine-rich RNA-binding protein GRP1A. Lineage: Eukaryota; Viridiplantae; Streptophyta; Magnoliopsida; Fabales; Fabaceae. Gene Ontology annotation, molecular function: RNA binding. The record is from RefSeq and is a predicted model, not a curated record.